This is a messenger RNA of Hydatigera taeniaeformis, 2841 nucleotides long. NCBI's taxonomy places the organism in Eukaryota, Metazoa, Platyhelminthes, Cestoda, Cyclophyllidea, Taeniidae. The record is from the annotation of a GenBank genome assembly.
AUGUCUUCUUCAUUGUGUGGUUUGAGUGUGGUCAGAGAGAAUCACUACCAGCAAGAACUCAAAGUCCAUGUUGAAGUGCUCAAAUCGUAUUGGAACCGUUGUCUUACUAAAUCAAAUCAAAACAUUUGUGAUGCGUUUGAAAUUUCAUCCUACGUCUUAUUGAUAGCUGAACUUUUGAAGAAAGAAAAGUUCAUUACAAGGUUGGAGGAGGGGUCGGAAAUUCAUGUUCUCUUUGAAACAGCAAUUGAAAUGGAGCUAUUCGAUAACAUGUGCAAAUUACUGAGACGAUUUCAUGGCAACAACUUGGAAUUACUAAAGGAAUCCUAUCUCCAUUUUUAUGAUAUACUCAUUUCGCGUCCGUUCCGACAUUUAUUUCUAAAGGAAAGGGUAAUCUUGUCUAACACCGGACAUGUUAUGUCGAACCGUAUGGUGAAAGAGAACAUGCUAAGCUGUCUCUACAAGGGUUUCCUUUUGCCAGUACUAGUUCCGGCAAUUCAAUCGACAUCGGAGGCCGAAGUGGCAACAACUACUGUAUAUUUUGACCGCAUUCUGUGGAAGUCAAGAGGGAGUAUUCUACUCCCUUUCUUAUUGCGCUUUCUCUUCUCCGAACGAAACGCACUUCAUUCUGACAUUCUAGCUCCCCAUACCUUUAAUCGCGAUGUGAUUGAAGCUCUGGAACAAUCGUUUCCACUCUCUGAGACCUCAUUUUAUUGCAAGACAAGCAUGCUGCUAAGUACCACGAACGCCACCUACAUGGACGUGCUGCUAAAGCGCAUUCAAUGCUGCAACUCAUUGGUUGGCGUUGCAACUCUUUCUCUGUUAAACACUAUUGUUGAUCUCCUAUGCGAGGAUGUUAUCUUCGAGCUUGCUUUGAAUUUCCCUUAUGUAUCUAUCGUCGGUUUCAUGGCAGGUGUAGUAAUUAUCCUUAAAAAUUUAAACGAAAUAAUAUUUUUGUUUAACAGGCACCUUCUUUUGGGGACACAACCACCGCUAAACAAAACAGUUACGAACCCGUCUACCUUUUUUGCGUCCGCAGGUCAGUAUUUGGCUCUCAUUCCGCCAUACUCUUCCUUUUCUAUUAGUCGCCCCAAUGAGAGCAUUUCUUCCCUGGAAGGGGGUAGGUGGAGCAGUGGUCUAAACGGUGAUCUCUCUUCUUUCCACAUCAAUGAGGCUCUUUUGGCACAGUUGGAGAUGGAAACAGAGACAGGAGUGAAUAGUGGGAUGAGAGAAUUGCGAAGAUGGCCUAAGAGGAUGUCUAUUCGCCUCUGGGAGGCCCGAAAACUCAUUGGAGAACGCAAGGCCGCCUGUGGUGACUGGCGUUUUUCAUACGAUCUCGGAAAUCCAUCGUCGUCAAUGGCGUUGAGUGCUCACAUGGACGCGAACCCUCUGACACCCUUGCCUCAGGAGGGCCUCCAAGUUUCAGACGACGUAUUGGAGGGUCCCACUGGCGAAAUUGCUGAUAAGUUGUCGGCAAACAGUGAUCGGAAUCAGUGGGAACUGGAUGGGCUUAAUCAGGUAGUGAGCGAGGAAGAUAGCAUUUUGGCCGACCUGGAGCGUUUUAGCGCUCUCCUGCGCGAACCUUCGUGUUCCGCCUAUAGGCCCAAGCCGACGCGUACCACAAAGGCUGCCUUCAAGUUGCGAUGCCAUCACGAGGUAGCGCCUGAUCCCGAGGAUAUUAAACGCACCUCUUCCCUGUACAACAUCACCUUCGUAGAGAUGGACCCCGACGAAGUGACCGAAAGUGCUGACGUCGAUAUUCCUCCCGCAGCAGAAAUGUUUGGUCGAAUGACUCAGUCGGUGAUGAGCCAUCGAGUCUCCGGAUCGUCAUCAUCUUCAGCGACAUCGAGAUCCGUAGAGAUGAGCCUCACCGAGCCGUCAGAACAGUUUCCGACGGGGGUGGAAGAGAUCGCUGGUGGUGUCCCCGAUUUAAUGCGAUAUCUUGACCAGCUUCCAGGUGGGGAUUCUAUUGAUGUCAAAUCGGUGGAGGCGAGAUUUUCGGCCUGUAUAUCCCAAUUUGAUGUACAGAAGAGGGAUGAUGAGAAUAAAGUGGGAAAUUCUGUAAAGGUAGUUGAUUCAGGAUUCUCUAGUACUGAGCCCGCUUUAAUGAAGACUUCAACUGCGAUCGAAAGGUCUUCGCUUCAAUCGACUCCCUUCUAUCUGGGUCCGCUCUUGACCCCCCUGAUACAGCUGAUCUCGCGAAUGCCCAUGAAUCAUCUCUAUGCCAAUCUUCAGGUGACUCGGCUGGUCACCCACCUGUUGGCAUUGCCGCUUCCUCUCGUGCGUCUACAACUACUCCCUCUGACCGCACAGGAAGUCACAAGCCUUGACGGCCAGUGGCUAUAUACGACUCUGAUGGCUGUGCGACAGUGGUUUGACUGCUUUAUCAACCUACACUCCUCUUCUGGCUUCAGUGCAGCUUCCAGUAGUGAGGUUUCCUUUGGUAGUUUCCUUGACGCUCUCAGAGUGGUGGUCUUUCAACCUCCAAAGUGUCCAGUUCAUGAUUCAUAUGUGUCCGAUGCAUCUACCACCCAGUCACCGAAACGCAUGUUUCGGUUGCUUUCACGUCUUCGCUUUAAUACCUCCUCCUCCUCCUCCUCCUCACCUACUCCUUCGUCCCCAAAAGCCAAAUCAGCAGUUGGUGGAAGGACGGAAUCUACUGACUGGCGAACCCAAGCUAUAGAACGCUUGAGUGGAGUCGUGUGUGGUGAGGCAUCUGCCACAGGCCCCCUUAAGGUUGUUAAGGACGCAAAAUCACGACGCGUUUUAAUGGCUCUCUUUGUAUUUGAGGAAUUCUGUCGGGAGUUGGCCGCCCUCUGUCUAGAACAUAGUGUUUCUCUCUAG